CCUCCUCCCUUAAACCUCACGCUCUCUGCCGCACGUGAGCCACCACGCGCACGAGAACAAACCGGCUCUAACGGCCCAAACGUCACAGGAACUCGCCAUAACACGGGGGGAAAAUGGCGGAUGACCCGAGCGCUGCGGACAGGAACGUGGAAAUCUGGAAGAUAAAGAAGUUGAUCAAAAGCCUUGAAGCAGCUAGAGGGAAUGGCACCAGUAUGAUUUCCCUCAUCAUCCCACCGAAGGACCAGAUCUCCCGGGUGGCUAAGAUGCUGGCGGACGAGUUCGGCACGGCGUCCAACAUUAAGAGCAGGGUGAACCGACUGUCCGUGCUGGGAGCCAUCACUUCAGUGCAGCAGAGACUCAAACUCUACAACAAAGUGCCCCCCAAUGGCCUGGUGGUGUACUGCGGAACCAUCAUGACCGAGGAGGGCAAAGAGAAGAAAGUCAACAUCGACUUUGAGCCGUUCAAGCCGAUCAACACGUCGCUGUAUUUAUGCGACAACAAGUUUCACACAGAGGCUCUUACCGCGUUGCUCUCGGACGACAGUAAGUUCGGCUUCAUCGUGAUCGACGGCAGCGGCGCUCUCUUCGGAACUCUGCAAGGCAACACCAGGGAGGUUCUGCAUAAAUUCACCGUGGACCUGCCGAAAAAGCACGGACGAGGAGGUCAGUCCGCCCUGCGAUUCGCCCGCCUGAGGAUGGAGAAAAGGCACAACUACGUGAGAAAGGUGGCGGAGACGGCCGUGCAGCUGUUCGUCUCCAACGACAAGGUCAACGUCGCCGGGAUGGUCCUCGCCGGAUCGGCCGAUUUCAAAACCGAGCUCAGCCAGUCGGACAUGUUCGACCCGAGGUUACAAGCCAAGGUGCUGAAACUGGUGGACAUUUCUUACGGAGGGGAGAACGGCUUCAAUCAGGCGAUCGAGCUGUCGGCCGAGGUUCUCUCCAACGUCAAAUUCAUUCAGGAGAAGAAGCUGAUAGGACGUUACUUUGACGAGAUCAGUCAGGACACGGGGAAGUACUGCUUUGGAGUCGAGGACACGCUGAAGGCUAUGGAGAUGGGAGCCGUGGAGAUUCUAAUCGUCUACGAGAACUUGGACACCAUGCGAUAUGUACUACGCUGCCAUGGAGCUGAGGGCAGUGGGCCUGAAAAUGAUGAAAAGACACUAUAUUUGACGCCCGAGCAGGAGAAGGAUAAAUCUCACUUCACAGACAAAGAGACAGGGCAGGAGCACGAGCUCUUAGAGAGCAUGCCACUGCUCGAGUGGUUCGCCAACAACUACAAGAAAUUUGGGGCGACGCUGGAGAUCGUGACGGACAAAAGCCAGGAGGGCUCACAGUUUGUGAAGGGCUUCGGAGGGAUCGGAGGAAUUUUGCGAUACAGGGUGGAUUUCCAGGGCAUGGACUACGAGGGAGAAGACGAGGAGCUGUACGACUUGGAUGACUACUAGGUAGUCGUGACGGGCGAACGGAGAGAACUUCCCCUUUACAACACCGCAGACAAACAGGAAAGGAAAAGAUGGUGAAUCAGCGACGAGUGCGUUUUGCACGUCAUUUACACGUCACACAGUGAGGAAGUCCUCCGACCGUGCACCGAUUCUCAAGCCUGCUUUUUUUUUUUUUUUUUUUUAAACUGACUCCUGCUGCUACUUUAUGAGCUUGUGGCAUUUUUAAUAUCGUACACAAAAAGCCAAGGGGAUUAAGCGUGCACCUCGAACGCCUGAGCCUCAAGCUCGUCGUCCAGCCCUGCGUCUGUUUCAUAUCAACCUCUGAGCCGGUUAAAUCUCUGUGAAGGACCAUCGCGUCGCCGGAUCGCCUCAACGUGCUGCUGAAGACGGACGUGUGUCUCGCUUUAGCCUUUAGCAAACGUCCCAAAACUGUUCGAAUGCCUGAAAAGUUUAAAUAGAUGAAAUACGACCGCACCGACUUCCGAACUGGCUCUGCGUUUUAAGAGCCGUGAGCUCGUAUGAUCUUAAACACAAGUUGGAUUUUAGUGACUUUACUCCCACGUGAGAACACCAGAUCAUGCCGGAAGCACUAAACGUUGUGGAAUUUUCAUCUUCCACUUCCUGCCCUUCCAACAUACAGUCUAUCAAUUAGCAGGCUUUGUUUUUAAAAAAAAAAAAAAAAUAGGAAAUGCAACAUAAGUUAGAGAUGUAAACUGAUGUAGGAUUUGAUCAGUUUCAUUCAGCCUUUAUUCUCAUACACACCGGGCAGCAGGUGGUAAAGCUCAUGUAUAGAGUCUAAUGAGCAAACACACACGCACACACACACACGAAAGAAGCUUGUAGUCUAACACGUAUUCCCUGCAUUUUCUCAUCUCUGUGCCUAAUCCAUCAAUAUUUUGUAUAAAAUCAUUUGUUACACGAGGUCACAGAUAUAAAACAUUCUGAUCAUUUGCA
Tachysurus vachellii is the source of this 2396-nucleotide messenger RNA. RefSeq names its product eukaryotic peptide chain release factor subunit 1-like. Gene Ontology annotation, biological process: cytoplasmic translational termination. The record is from RefSeq and is a predicted model, not a curated record. The coding region runs from base 114 to 1445 and encodes 443 amino acids. NCBI's taxonomy places the organism in Eukaryota, Metazoa, Chordata, Actinopteri, Siluriformes, Bagridae. The transcript is spliced from 11 exons. Gene Ontology annotation, molecular function: sequence-specific mRNA binding; translation release factor activity, codon specific. Gene Ontology annotation, cellular component: translation release factor complex; cytosol.